Molecule: messenger RNA, 345 nt
Organism: Vespa mandarinia (Asian giant hornet)
Lineage: Eukaryota; Metazoa; Arthropoda; Insecta; Hymenoptera; Vespidae
Source: RefSeq, a predicted model, not a curated record
CUCUCCUUCUCCUCCUUUAUACUUUUUUAAAGAACGGUGACUGGCCGUUACCAUGGAAAUGUGCGUGCAAAAUUUGUAUCCACGACUGCGACCGCGGCUGCUGGGAAUUCGAGAAAAGCUCUCGUUGAAUUACGAGCCACUAAAGAGGCUCUGCGUGAGUCGUUUUCGCGUUCUCCGUGCAAUACUACCAGCAGCUACCAGCACCACCCACCAUCACCAACACCAUCAUCACCAUCACCAUCACCAUCACCACCGGUGGAAAACGGAGAAACGAAUUUUCUAAAGAAACGCGAGCCUGCAGGAAAAUGGAUAUGUCUCUCUUCUCGAGCAAACGUGCCCCGGGCA